This is a messenger RNA of Salvelinus fontinalis (brook trout), 2478 nucleotides long. RefSeq names its product zinc finger protein 501-like. The coding region runs from base 264 to 1526 and encodes 420 amino acids. The record is from RefSeq and is a predicted model, not a curated record. NCBI's taxonomy places the organism in Eukaryota, Metazoa, Chordata, Actinopteri, Salmoniformes, Salmonidae. The transcript has 2 exons. Gene Ontology annotation, cellular component: nucleus.
AUAAUCUAGUGGACGGUUCUUCAUAAACAGCUCGUCAACCACCUCGGUAGCUUGCUAGCCAACAUAGCCGAAAGAUUCAAACUAUUUAUUCGCUUUCGGUGUAUAUUACCUACUGUGUUUUCGACACACUUAGGUAGUAUCUACUUGUUAACCUAUUUAAUUUAAUAUUACGUUAUUUUGUAUGAGUCAGCUAUAGUAGCUGGCUGGUUAAGUUAGCAUUAGCCUAGUCGCUAAUGAUAGCUAGCUAGCUAUUAUCCCCGACCAUGAGCUCACUAAAUAUCCCCCCUCUCGUUAAAGAAGAGGGGGUCUGCUGGACGGAGAAAGAAGCUCUGGGGCAGAAUAUUGUCGUGAAAGAGGAGAAGGAAGAAGAUGAUGUGAUAGUAAAACAAGAAGUAGAGGAUGAGGCUGUUACAGUGAAAGAAGAAGAGAAAGACGCAUUCAGAGUGGAAGAGGAUGUUACAUUGAAAGAAGAGGAAGAGAAAGAGGAGGAGGCAGUUUUUGGAGUGAAGAAGGAGAAAGAGGGAGAGAUAACGGUCAUAUUGACAGAGGAAUCAGGAGAUCUGAUUACCACCAGAGAGAGACCAGACUCUGACAGCGGGAAGAGUUCCUCAGAGGAAACAGACCCAGAGACGCCUAACCAACACCACUGCUCCCACUGUGGAAAGAGUUUUAGGUGGUUAUGGGUCCUGAAAACGCAUGAGAGAAUACAUACAGGAGAAAAGCCGUAUCACUGUUCUCACUGUGGAAAGAGUUUUAGGUUGUCAAGUAGUCUGAAAAUGCAUGAGAGAAUACACACAGGAGAAACGCCGUAUCACUGUUCUCACUGUGGAAAGAGUUUUAGGUUGUCAAGGAGUCUGAAAACGCACGAGAGAAUACACACAGGAGAAAAGCCGUAUCACUGUUCUCACUGUGGAAAGAAUUUUACUCAGUUAGGGGCCCUGGUUGGGCAUGAGAGAAUACACACAGGAGAAAAGCCCUACCACUGUUCUCACUGUGGAAAGGGUUUUAGGAUGUCAGGGAGUCUGAAAACGCAUGAGAGAAUACACACAGGAGAAAAGCCGUAUCACUGUUCCCACUGUGGAAAGAAUUUUACUCAGUUAGGGGCCCUGGUUGGGCAUGAGAGAAUACACACAGAAGAAGAGCCAUAUCACUGUUCUCACUGUGGAAAGGGUUUUACGUGGUCAGGGAGUCUGAAAACGCAUGAGAGAAUACACACAGGAGAAACGCCUUAUCACUGUUCUCACUGUGGAAAGAGUUUUAGGUGGUCAGGGACUCUGAAAAUGCAUGAGAAAAUACACACAGGAGAAAAGCCGUACCACUGUUCUCACUGUGGAAAGAGUUUUAGGUGGUCAGGGAGUCUGAAAACGCACGAGAGAAAACACACAAGAGAAAAGCCUUUCCAACACACUAAUACACAGGAGGAGACAACAUACCACUGCUCUCAUUGUGAAAAGACAUUUUCCCAGUCAGAGGACCUGAAAACACACGAGAGAAUAGAGAGGCUGUGUUCUGACUUGUGUUUCUGACUGAGAAUUUGUCCACGGCCAGGAUUCACAGGACCAGGGUGUCCGCUAUGGACACCUGGAAGAAAUCAGCAGCGGACAUUUCUGAAGGUUUAUCCAACAGACCUGUACAUCCAUGAAUGGGUCUCUAUAAUGUGUAACUAUUUCUGAAGGUUUAUCCAACAGACCUGUACCACCAUGAAUGGAUCUAUAAUGUGUAACUAUUUCUGAAGGUUUAUCCAACAGACCUGUACAUCCAUGAAUAGAUCUAUAAUGUGUAACUAUUUCUGAAGGUUUAUCCAACAGACCUGUACAACCAUGAAUGGAUCUCUAUAAUGUGUAACUAUUUCUGGAGGUUUAUCCAACAGACCUGUACAUCCAGGAAUGGGUCUCUAUAAUGUGUAACUAUUUCUGCUGUAUUGUGAUGUAUUGUUUAAUAGAUGUACUAUGUUAGGUAUAUUUAUCUGUGGUUUUAUUUCAACAGAUUUUACUGAUGCUAUUAGAUUGCUGGGUGGGGGGAGUUUUAUAUAUACAGAGACUUCAGAAAGUUUUCACACCCCUUGACUGGUCCCACAUGUUGUUGUGUUACAUCCUGAAUUUAAAAUGUAUUUUUAUUUCACCUUUAUUUAACCAGGUAGACUAGUUGAGAAGAAGUUCUCAUUUGCAAUGACACAUACAACAACACAGAGUUACACAUGGAAUAAACAAACAUACAAUCAAUUACACAGUAGAAAAAUCUAUAUACAGCAUGUGCAAAUAAGGUAGGAUAAGAGAGGUUAGGCAAUAAAUAGACCAUGGUGGCGAAGUAAUUACAAUAUAGCAAUUAAACACUGGAAUGGUAGGGAAUGUGAAUAGCAGAAGAUGAAUGUGCAAGUAGAGAUACUGGGGUUAAAUGGAUUCAAUACCCCAUAAUGUCAAAGUGGAAUUACGUUUUUGGAAAUGUUUACAAAUGUAAUUAAAAGCCUAAAUAAGUUCA